UUGCAAAUUGCAAUCGACGACAAAGGACGAAGCCUGAAGCCUGGAAUAAGAUUACAAGUGAGCAAAUAAAAAGUAGGUAGUUGGCAAUUUCUCGCGUCUCGGAAAAGCAAUUUUCAAACCAUUCAAUUCGCGUUCUUUGAUUUUCAAAGGCGACGCGCUUCUAACGAAGAAGGUGCAUUCUUCAUUCGUAUCUUUUCAAUAUCUGUGAUCUUUGAGUCUGUUCGAUACAAGUUCAUGGCUGCUGCACCUAGCGCUCGAGCCCAUUCCUAUGGUCAAACCGAGAUUAACUGGGAUAAGCUUGACAAAACUAAGUUUUAUGUCGUAGGAGCUGGCCUCUUUACAGGAGUUACUGUGGCACUGUACCCAGUCUCUGUUGUGAAAACCAGGAUGCAGGUCGCAUCAAAGGAUGUUGCGGAAAAAAAUGCUUUUUCUGUCAUCAGGGCCAUGCUAAAAGCAGAUGGGGUUCCUGGUCUAUACAGAGGAUUUGGUACAGUCAUAACUGGGGCAAUUCCUGCCAGGAUCAUUUUUCUUACCGCUUUAGAGACCACAAAAGUGGCUGCCUUAAAGAUGGUUGAACCAUUUAAAUUAUCUGAGCCUACAGAGGCAGCCAUAGCGAAUGGUUUAGCUGGCAUGAUAGCAUCCCUAUUUUCUCAGGCUGUGUUUGUUCCAAUUGAUGUGGUUAGCCAAAAGUUGAUGGUACAAGGAUAUUCAGGCCACGCUAAGUACAGUGGGGGUCUGGAUGUUGCUCGUAAGGUUAUAAAAUCUGAGGGCAUUCGGGGAUUAUACAGAGGGUUUGGUCUAUCUGUUAUGACUUAUUCCCCAUCUAGUGCUGUAUGGUGGGCAAGUUAUGGCUCAAGCCAACGCUUGAUCUGGAGUCUCUUAGGCCAAGGCAUUGACCAUGAGGAAGUUGCUCCUAGCCAGUCAAAAAUAAUGUCAGUUCAAGCAACUGGUGGAAUUGUUGCGGGAGCUACAGCAUCGUGCAUCACAACCCCUUUGGACACCAUCAAAACCCGCUUACAGGUGAUGGGAUAUGAAAAACAAAAAACUGCAAGACAAGUUGUUAAAGGCUUGAUUAUGGAUGAGGGUUGGAAAGGUUUAUACAGAGGAUUGGGUCCAAGAUUUUUUAGCAUGUCUGCUUGGGGAACGUCAAUGAUAUUGACUUACGAAUAUCUGAAUGGUGAGUUCCUGCUGGAUAACCCAGAUAUGGCUUAGGAAGGAAUCCUGACAGUGAAGUGCCUGUUGGUGACUUCCACCCAAAGACAUCAAAAUUCCUACUAGGCCACUUAAAUAUGAGAAUUGGUGAAGCAUAAUUUGUAAAAUGAUAAAUAUUGGCUUAGGACAACAAUAAAAUGGGAAAUAAAGAAGGAAAAUCUUGAUCUCAACUCAGGUCAUUGAUAAAAAUGCUGUUUGUUAUUGAUUAGAACAAUCAUGUGUCAUACUGAGUCUAUGGAUGGAUGGAUAACCAUUAAUGAUAUAAUUCUUAUGCCGCAUCUCACCUGCUUGAGGUUAUUUUAUGGUUAACUAGUGUCUGCAAAAUAUGUUUUUAACGGUUACUGUAAUGUGGCUUCAAAAAUGGUUGGUAUUAGGCUACAAACGGGAAUCAUGUGGUAUAAUUAUUGUACGUAAUUACUUAUAAAAAAAUAAUUAUUGUAUGUAAUUUUUUUUAGAAGAUUUUAGUCAGCCUUCUAUCAGGAACUGAUAUAGGCAGCAUGUAACUUACAUAUAUAUUACCCAUGACAAUUUCUUUAUAUCAUGAGAAUCUACAGGGCGCACACAUGUAUGAAUGUAUUUAUUAGUGGUUAACUUCAAUGGUGAAAAACAAAACAUCAUUCAUGGUUUCAGCCUCUCUCUCUCUCUCUCUCUCUCUCCCUUCAUUUCCUAAUUAUCAAUGAAUGAAGAAUGUCUGAUGGCAAUCCUUUUACUGUGAUAUAUUUGUGCCUCAAAAUGUUUGUACAAUUCAGGCGUAUUCUGCAAAGCAAAACAAGGAAAUGAUUUUUCUCCAUUUUCUUUAUAUUUUUGAGGUUUUCAGACCUUUUUCUGUAUUAAUGCAUAUCACUCUCUCCAUUCCCUAUUUUUCUAUAUUUUGCAUGUGACGCAUAUUUGCAAGGCGUAUUCUUUUGGAAGCUAUUUUACUCUCUCUCUCUCUCUCUCUCUCUCUCUCUCUCUCUACAGCCAUAUACAAUCAUGUUUAUGUAUAUAUGUAUAUACACAUGUAUUUAGCU
Molecule: messenger RNA, 2222 nt
Organism: Carya illinoinensis
Lineage: Eukaryota; Viridiplantae; Streptophyta; Magnoliopsida; Fagales; Juglandaceae
Product: solute carrier family 25 member 44
Exons: 6
Coding region: 235-1212 (325 amino acids)
Biological process (GO): transmembrane transport
Source: RefSeq, a predicted model, not a curated record